CUCCCCCUCCCUUUUCUCAUCACUCCAACCAGCCCGCGACCAUGCCCAGGAAGAAGGGGGCGGCCUGGGAGGAGCCGAGUUCAGGCAAUGGCACGGCGCGCGCGGGGCCUCGGAGGCGCGGCGGCCCCGCGGGCAGGAAGCGCGAGCGGCCCGAGCGCUGCAGCAGUAGCAGCGGCGGUGGCAGCAGCGGCGACGAGGACGGCCCGGAGCUGGACGGGGCCCCCGGCGGCGGCAAGCGCGCGGCCAGGCCGGCGGCGGCGGGCAAAGCGGGCGGCGCGGCCGCGGUUAUCACUGAGCCCGAGCACACGAAGGAGCGCGUCAAACUCGAAGGGUCUAAAUGCAAAGGGCAGCUUUUGAUUUUUGGGGCAACAAACUGGGACUUGAUUGGACGGAAGGAAGUGCCUAAGCAGCAAGCUGCGUAUCGCAACCUUGGUCAGAAUUUGUGGGGGCCCCAUAGGUAUGGGUGCCUGUCGGGAGUCCUGCGGACCGUGGUUUCGGGUUCAUGUGCUGCCCACAGCCUCCUCAUCACCACAGAAGGGAAGCUGUGGAGCUGGGGUCGGAAUGAAAAGGGGCAGCUGGGCCACGGUGAUACCAAGAGGGUUGAAGCCCCUAGACUCAUUGAGGCACUCAGUCACGAGGCAAUCGUGCUGGCCGCAUGUGGGCGCAACCACACCCUGGCGCUGACAGACACUGGCUCCGUGUUUGCCUUUGGAGAGAAUAAGAUGGGACAACUGGGCCUUGGGAACCAGACAGAUGCUGUCCCGAGCCCUGCUCAGAUCAUGUACAAUGGGCAGCCAAUUACCAAGAUGGCCUGCGGGGCUGAAUUCAGCAUGCUGAUGGACUGUAAAGGCAACCUCUAUUCCUUUGGGUGCCCUGAAUAUGGCCAGCUGGGACACAACUCAGAUGGGAAAUUCAUCGCCCGGGCACAGCGGAUAGAGUAUGACUGUGAGCUGGUACCCCGGCGGGUGGCCAUCUUCAUUGAGAAGACCAAGGACGGGCAGAUCUUGCCUGUCCCAAAUGUGGUAGUUCGAGAUGUAGCCUGUGGUGCUAACCACACACUGGUCCUGGACUCACAGAAGCGAGUCUUCUCCUGGGGUUUUGGUGGCUACGGCCGACUGGGCCAUGCAGAGCAGAAGGAUGAGAUGGUGCCUCGCCUGGUGAAGCUGUUUGACUUUCCAGGGCGUGGUGCGACCCAGAUCUACGCUGGCUAUACUUGCUCCUUUGCCGUCAGUGAAGUGGGUGGCCUGUUUUUCUGGGGGGCCACCAAUACAUCCCGUGAGUCUACUAUGUACCCGAAAGCAGUGCAGGACCUCUGUGGCUGGCGGAUCCGGAGCCUCGCGUGUGGGAAGAGCAGCAUCAUUGUGGCGGCCGAUGAGAGCACCAUCAGUUGGGGUCCGUCGCCAACCUUCGGGGAACUGGGAUAUGGGGACCACAAGCCCAAAUCUUCCACUGCAGCUCAGGAGGUGAAGACCCUGGAUGGCAUCUUCUCAGAACAGGUGGCCAUGGGCUAUUCACACUCCUUGGUGAUAGCACGAGACGAGAGCGAGGCUGAGAAAGAGAAGCUCAAGCGGCUGCCCGAGUACACCCCACGUACCCUCUGAGGCAGGGUGGCACUCCCCUCGUGGCAGCUGUCAUUUACACGUGCACUGGGACCAGAAGUCAGACAAGGAAUUUAGGAAGCAAAAGUUGACCGACGAUGCAUUGGGUCAGCCUCUCUGCGGUUCCGUUUCCAAACAGUUCAACGUUAACUACCUUUUUCUGUAUGCUUUCCAAAGUGUUUUCCCUCAAUGUUUGAUUAAAACAUCUGCUCAUAAAAAAAAAAAAAAAAAAAAAA
Messenger RNA from Microtus oregoni (creeping vole), 1834 nucleotides. RefSeq names its product protein RCC2-like. The record is from RefSeq and is a predicted model, not a curated record. NCBI's taxonomy places the organism in Eukaryota, Metazoa, Chordata, Mammalia, Rodentia, Cricetidae.